Lachancea fermentati is the source of this 1089-nucleotide messenger RNA. Lineage: Eukaryota; Fungi; Ascomycota; Saccharomycetes; Saccharomycetales; Saccharomycetaceae. The record is from the annotation of a GenBank genome assembly.
AUGAAUAUGAAAGGGGAUUCUGAUGAUCUAAUGACUGAGAACGGUAAUUUGACACCAAACUGGAAAGAACCGCUGAAGUCGGAUGUUCCAAAAAUGUCUGCGCUUACUGAUUGGGAAGGAUUACAAAAGUAUAUGCACUAUCAAAGAACGCGUAUCUGGAGAUCAUUUCUGGCUAUUUUCUAUAUUAAUUGGAUUAUCAGUACGGUUCAAAACCUGAUGCUAGAUAUCCUCAUGAUGGGACCGCUCCCUCGACACGUAUCAUUUAUCAUGGAUGGAAACAGGAGAUAUGCUAAAUCACUAGGGCAACCAAUCAAGUACGGUCAUGAAUCGGGUGCCCUCACUCUCAUGAAGAUCGUGACGAUGUGUAAAAAGUUGGGCAUCAAAACAGUAUCCGUUUAUGCAUUUUCCAUCGAGAACUUUAACAGACCGCCAGAUGAGGUGAAUACCCUUACAAGUCUGCUUGCAGAAAAGCUAAAUUAUGUCGCAGAGAGAGCAAUAGACGUCAAAAGUAAUCUUUAUGGAUUAAGGUUACGCGUAGUAGGGGAGAGAAGUAUGAUCUCCAAAGAGCUAAAUGAUAAGAUUACGAAUGUAGAACGUAUGACCGAUGAAGGAGAGGAUAUAGUGCUCUAUAUUUGUUUCCCUUACACCUCCAGAAAUGAUAUUUUUCAUGCAAUAUAUGAUAGUGUGGAAAAGUGUAAAUAUCAUGCAUUGCCAGCAAGCAGCUUGGAUGUUAGCAAGAUUUCAAGUGAAAUGUUUUUCGAUAGUUCAUCGGACAAGUGCGAUCUCGUAAUCAGAACCAGUGGACGCACGAGAUUAUCGGAUUUCAUGCUUUGGCAGGUCCAUGAGAAUGGCAUUAUUGAAUUUUCGGAGACUUUGUGGCCUGAUUUUUCGUUUUGGGAGUUUUUUGUCAUUAUUUUAAAAUGGAGUUUUUUCACUUGCUUGCAAACGAAAGAACUUACCGGAUUUUCGCUGAGAAAGAAUGCUUUAGGGUUCGCGAAACAACAUUUAUGGCUUCACAGAUUUGAACCAGUUGUUUUGGAAGAGUUGCCAGAUCCGCCAGAGAUGGUCUCAAUCAUCGACAGAAGCUAA